GCUACGUAUCGUCAGUAACGCGCCAGCGUGGAAAGUGAGUAACAGUCGAGAUCGCGACAGAACUAACGACGUCAGAUUAGUCCGAAAAUGUGGCCGUUAAUGUUCGUGACAACCUUGGCAUUAAGUAGUGCUAUAGCAGAGACAGUGAAUCUACCGCGCAAUGAUUCGGAAUGGCAAUACAGCUUCGGUGUUGAUUACGAGAAUAAUCAGUUCCUGUUGGAUGGCAAACCUUUCCGAUAUGUUUCCGGCAGUUUCCAUUAUUUUCGAGCACCUCGACAGUAUUGGAGAGAUCGUUUAAGGAAAAUGCGCGCUGCAGGACUUAAUGCUAUCUCUACCUAUGUUGAAUGGAGUCUUCACGAACCGGAACCAGGUCAGUUUAACUGGGUCGGCGACGCAGAUCUAGUAGAAUUUUUAAAUAUUGCGCAAGAGGAAGACUUGCUCGUAUUGUUGCGACCGGGCCCAUAUAUUUGCGCAGAAAGAGAUUUGGGUGGCUUACCUUAUUGGUUGCUUCGUGACGAGCCGAAUAUACGGUUACGCACAAAAGAUGUAGCUUUCAUGAAACACGCUACGUCAUAUUUAAAUCAGGUAUUAGAAAAAAUAAAGCCGCUUCUAAGAGGCAAUGGAGGACCGAUAAUCAUGGUUCAGGUAGAGAACGAAUACGGCAGUUACAAAGCUUGCGAUACGGAUUAUACGGAUAUGUUGAAGGACAUUAUAAUUGAAAAAAUUGGCAACAAAGCUCUCUUGUACACAACUGACGGUGCAUCCGCAUCCUUACUUCGUUGCGGAUUCGUACCUGGUGCAUAUGCCACUGUCGACUUCGGGACAUCUGUUAAUAUCACCAACAGUUUUCAGUCCAUGCGUCUUUAUCAACCACGAGGCCCGUUGGUGAACUCUGAAUUUUACCCAGGAUGGUUAACGCAUUGGGGGGAAGCGUUUCAGCGAAUAAAAACCGAGGCUGUCACGAGGACAUUGAGGGAAAUGCUUGAUGUAGGUGCCUCCGUUAAUAUUUAUAUGUUUUACGGCGGCACAAACUUUGGUUUCACUUCUGGAGCUAAUGGCGGCGCAGGUGCUUACAGUCCACAAUUGACUUCUUAUGAUUAUGACGCUCCUUUGACCGAAGCUGGAGAUCCAACAGAUAAAUAUUAUGCCAUAAGAGAUGUUAUUGGUCAGUAUUUGCCAUUGCCGAACAUGACUCUGCCGGUCGCAUCACCAAAGGGCAAUUACGGUCCAGUAUUAUUGGAACCGAUACAGAAGUUACUCGACAGUCAGUCUCCAUUUGUGGUGAGUCUGGCGACCGGCGAGCAACCUAAAACCUUCGAGGCUCUCUCUGUGAAUCAAGGAUUUGUGCUUUACGAGACGGACUUGCCGUCUUCUAUCUCAGAUCCAGCUAUACUGCGAGCGAAAACGAGUGACAGAGCACUGGUUUACGUGGAUAAUCGGCUAUGCGGUACUCUGAGUCGCAUAGAUAAGAUAUUUACUAUACCAUUAGAAAGCCCGUAUGGUCGUCGCCUGAAUUUAUUGGUGGAGAAUCAAGGACGCUUGAAUUUCGGCAACGAAAUCCACGAUUUUAAGGGUAUAUCAAACGUGACUAUUAGCGGAAUUUCACUAUCCAAUUGGACUAUGACCGGAUAUGCAUUUUCUGACAUAUCCUCUCUGCGGAACUUGACGACUGUAAAUAUAGAGAGCGGAACUCUGAACAAUGGUCCAGUAUUCCUGCGUGGGCACUUUACAAUUAACGGACAACCGCUAGACACGUAUUUGGAUACUACUGGCUGGGGAAAAGGAGUAGCCUUUGUAAAUGGCUACAAUCUCGGCAGAUACUGGCCUUUAGUCGGCCCGCAAAUAACCCUGUACGUUCCAGCUCCGUAUCUUCGUACAGGCGAGAACGAAUUGAUUAUAUUGGAACUGGAAUACGUGUCGCAGACGAGAAAGAUGAAGUUUCAAGCCGUACCAAACUUGGGCACAGCAUCGCUGAAUUUAAAUAGUUAAACAAUUCAUUCAACUCAAUUUCGAAAUCAACGUUAAAAAAUAUGUGCAUGGAACAACGUGUAUUUAUAGAUUGGCACCUAAAGUGUACGUAUCCAUAAAAUACAUUCAACUCAUACAUAAUUACAAUUAACAAAAAAGAGCAUAAAAUAAAUCAUCCGCCUUGUAUCUUCCUGUAUUAUAUUACUUAAUCGUUUUUGUUUAAUUGUUUUAUAUUUAAAGUUAACUUAUACUUACAAACUUGUAAAAAGUAUAAUUAUAAUAUAAUAAAACUAAACUUUUGUUUCAA
Molecule: messenger RNA, 2275 nt
Organism: Linepithema humile (Argentine ant)
Lineage: Eukaryota; Metazoa; Arthropoda; Insecta; Hymenoptera; Formicidae
Gene: Ect3
Product: Ectoderm-expressed 3
Biological process (GO): carbohydrate metabolic process
Cellular component (GO): vacuole
Molecular function (GO): beta-galactosidase activity
Source: RefSeq, a predicted model, not a curated record